Messenger RNA from Rotaria sp. Silwood1, 672 nucleotides. The record is from the annotation of a GenBank genome assembly. Lineage: Eukaryota; Metazoa; Rotifera; Eurotatoria; Philodinida; Philodinidae.
AUGCAAAAUCUUUGUUUAUACAAUACACGAACAAUAUCAUUAUCUGAUUUAACUGGUGCUAAUAUUGUUCGAUAUUUUGAUAUUGAUUCAGACAAACAAAUAAUCUAUCUUUUAACUUCUUAUUCUAUAUAUUCAUUAACAUUAAAAAAUGAAAAACUUAAAUCUAUUUAUUCAUCAAUUGAUCAAACAAUAGCAUUAGAAGAUUUAUGUUAUCUUUCUGAAUUAAAUCAUUUAUGUUUAGGUUUAUCAAAUGGUGAUUUAAUAUCAUUACAAUUUGAUAAUGAUAUUGAUGAAAAUCUUAAUGUUAUUGGUACAUUAGAAGAAUCAUAUAAUGAUUAUGUACCUAUUGCUGAAACAUUACUUGAUACAAGUGAUUUUGGUGAACAAAAAUUAGUAAAUGUUGGUUGGAGUUCAAAAACAAUACAAUUUCAUGGUUCAGCUGGUAAAAAAACUGCUCUUGAAAAUAUUAAUAUCAUACCAACAAAAUUAAAAUCUGAUGAUGAUGCUGGUCGUAGUCAUAUUGUUUGGCGUGAUGAUGGUGAUCUAUUUGCUGUAUCAUUUAUUUCAUUAAAAAAUCAAUGGCGUAUAAUAAAAAUUUUUAAUAAACAAGGUCAAUUACAAGCAACAAAUGAAACAUCAUUAAAUGGUUAUAUUGAAUCAGCUAUAGCAUGA